AUUUUGCAAUUUCUUAGUUACUACUAUAUUUUUCUUAGUUUUGAAUGCUUUCACGCAAGCUCGAGUUUGUCUCGCCUGAAGGGCUUCGCAUUGACGGUCGCCGGCCGAACGAGCUGCGGCGCAUCCAAGCGCGCGUCGGCGUCUUCAUGCAGGCCGACGGCAGUGCUUACAUUGAGCAAGGCAACACAAAGAUCCUCGCGACGGUCUACGGUCCACACGAGGUCUCGCGCAAGAACAAACCGCUGCACGACCGCGCCAUCAUCAACUGCGAGUACCGCGUGGCAUCGUUCGCAACGGCAGAGCGCAAGAAGCCAGUGCGGACAGACAAGCGAGCGCUCGAUCUUGCUGCGGCAGUGCGCGGCGCGUUUGAGGGUGCCGUCAUGACACAGCUGUAUCCACGAUCUCAGAUAGAUAUCUUCCUGCAAGUGUUGCAGUCCGAUGGAGGCAACCGAGCCGUUUGUAUCAAUGCUGCCACGCUGGCGCUCAUGGAUGCAGGCAUUGCAAUGAAAGACUUUGUGUGCGCCUGCUCUGUGGGCUGCAUUGACGACACGCCGCUGCUUGAUAUCAACUACAUUGAAGAUUCCGCUGGUGGGCCUGAUUUGACCGUGGCAGUGCUCGCACGGUCACGGAAAACAGUGCUUGUUGAGAUGGACUCGCGAUUGCACAUUGAUCGAUUUGACGAUGUUCUGCGGUUGGCAAUCGAUGGUUGCCAAGCCAUCCACUCUAUUCUCGACUCAGCAAUGGUUGAGCGAACAAAAGCCUUGCUGGCCGGUGCCGCAAGUGGUGCCGAUGCCGACUUGUGAGAUGACUUGAGCGCUGAAUGUAACAAAUACAAAGAUGUUCCUCCUCC
Molecule: messenger RNA, 850 nt
Organism: Capsaspora owczarzaki ATCC 30864
Lineage: Eukaryota; Filasterea; Ministeriida; Capsasporidae
Product: exosome component 4
Exons: 5
Coding region: 45-803 (252 amino acids)
Biological process (GO): U4 snRNA 3'-end processing; poly(A)-dependent snoRNA 3'-end processing; nuclear mRNA surveillance
Cellular component (GO): cytoplasmic exosome (RNase complex); nuclear exosome (RNase complex); nucleolus
Source: RefSeq, a predicted model, not a curated record